Molecule: messenger RNA, 832 nt
Organism: Hemicordylus capensis (graceful crag lizard)
Lineage: Eukaryota; Metazoa; Chordata; Lepidosauria; Squamata; Cordylidae
Product: probable transmembrane reductase CYB561D1
Exons: 3
Coding region: 224-736 (170 amino acids)
Molecular function (GO): transmembrane monodehydroascorbate reductase activity
Source: RefSeq, a predicted model, not a curated record
AUCAGUAGUAUGGAUGGCUGCUGCUCUUUUCAGAAAAGCUUGUACACUGUUGCUUGUACACUGUUGUACACAGUCUUCUUGCUUAGGAACUUCUAAUAAGCCUGCACAGGUAGCCCCAAGCUACCACAUCAUCUGACUCCUUUGUAAAGAGUACAAGUUGCAGAGUUGCAGCUCACUGUUCAGGCUAUGUUUGGAAGGUUUAUUUUCCUGGCACCCUGUGUUCAUGUCAGUAGCAUUCUGCCUCUGCCUGACUGAAGCCAUCCUGAUCUUCUCCCCAGAGGGCACUCUCUUCUGCUCCUGCUCUCACAAGAUGAAAGUACUGCUGCACUGGACUGCACAGAUAGUGGCACUCAUGGCUGCAACACUGGGUUUGGCUUACAUUGUCUCAAGCAAGAACCAAAGUGAGCUCCCACACUUUGUCUCCUGGCACAGUGUUCUGGGUCUCCUUACGCUUCUGGCCAUGUGUGGGCAGAUCUUGUGUGGACUUUGCCUACAGUUUCCACAACUGCUGAGGACACCACCUGUAGCCCAGCUCCAUCUGUACCACACUAUAUAUGGACUGAUAGUUUACCUGUUGGUUACCUUCACUAUGGUACUGGGCAUUCACUCAGACUGGUUUCAGGCCCAGAUUAAAGGAGUGGCUUGGUAUUACUGCCUGGGGCUGCUCAUCUGUCCAGCACUGAUCAUCAUGAACCAGAUUUCGAGAUCUUAUUUGCAAAAGAGACUACAUGUUUGACUGUUGUGUUCCUCUACCCCUCGGGAAUAAAAAAAAAAUCUCAUUCUUACUGUGUGCAUGCAUGCACAUUACAAUGAAGUUUGGAUCUGCAGUUUC